AUGUUUGCUGUGUGGACGACCAAGGCGGCGUUGGCCCAGCAAGGUGCUGAUGCUCAAUGCGUUGAAAGACAUUACAGACCGGUAAAGUCAGCUGCAGCAUUUUCGGAUGCUCAAACUGGUUCAUCUGUGCUCCUAAUCCUUGUUUUCCGACUUGAUUGGGCGCCUAAGGGUUGGUCAAAGAUGGCACCAUCAGGGUUUCUCAUCUCGGUCAUUAUUAAUACCACCCUCCAUCCGCCUUUCCAAAGUAUGAUUGCCGUGUUCAAAGUCACGCUCGAUUCAUCAUCUAUUCGGUGCGCUGCCGAUGAGAACAGGGCGGGCCGCUGCACGGGGAACAGGGCGAAGAGGGUUCGAGUAAGGUAAUUGUACCGGAAGGUAGCUUGAUUGUCUUGGUGGUACCAUUAAUUACAGGGUUGUCUAGGUAAUUUCCCUUUCGGCGUCUCACGGAUCUCAAUACGCGAUGGCUCAUUUCGGGAAAUGGCUUCAAGGUUCGCGCUUCCUCGAGGUAAUCAACUGGCAGCAAACCAAUUUGAUCGAUUUGAUUGGCAUUUUGACAAGACUGGCUGCACACAUGGCUGAUUACUAUAUUAAAAACCCCAAGUUGUAAUGCUGUCAUCGAGUUUCAUGAUGAUCGAUUUGAGCUAUUUGUGUCUUGUUUGGUCUGAUUGGCCAGCCCGGAUCGCCCCCAGCCAGCAUAUGCCAAGACGAUUCUUUUGCUUGUUGUUGCUUUCCUGGCUAUCGAGUGGAUGAGAGGCUUCCGUCGCCAAGAGAACCCUUUUUAGCGUCCCAUGAUCCCCAUCCUGGGGUCUGUCACUGAUACCAGGGGAGGGGGGAGGAGCCACCAAAAGCCCAGCAUCCAUGCAGUUACAGCGGUACCAGUAAUGGUGCUGUUGCUUUUUUGGCUCCUCACCCGCGCAAUACGGAAGGGAAGGAGGGAGAAAGUAAUCGCCAAGUCUCCUAGUUGGGUCGAUGUUCUACUCCGUACUUCCUCGCCGCUCCGCAUGUUGUUGCUUCUGGUAAAACAGGCUUUAACUAAAUGACGAUUGCAUCUCACCAAACAUCCAACGGCUUUGCUAUCAACAUCUACAUUUGCUAUCACGACCAUGCUUGCUUUUUGUUUUCUCGGUAAC
This is a messenger RNA of Pyricularia oryzae 70-15, 1127 nucleotides long. RefSeq lists its product as uncharacterized. The record is from RefSeq and is a predicted model, not a curated record. The transcript is spliced from 3 exons. Lineage: Eukaryota; Fungi; Ascomycota; Sordariomycetes; Magnaporthales; Pyriculariaceae. Bases 1 to 360 code for a protein of 119 amino acids.